Paramuricea clavata is the source of this 5908-nucleotide messenger RNA. The record is from the annotation of a GenBank genome assembly. NCBI's taxonomy places the organism in Eukaryota, Metazoa, Cnidaria, Anthozoa, Malacalcyonacea, Plexauridae.
AUGAGUGGCGAUGAAAUGAAACCUUUAUCCGCAAGAGAUCGCCGAUAUUCUGUAAGUAAUGCAUUUAGUAAUUAUGUCUUUACUAUUGCCAGUCGUCAGUCCUUAAUUUCGUUCAAUGUGAAUAUGUUAUAUAAGAAUGCAUAAUAAAUCGUGCCAUAUAUAUUCAUUAAAAUUAUAUGUAUUCAUACCUGCAGGUAAUAAAUGUUAAGUGGUCAAGUACAUUGCUAAAAGAGGAAGGUGAACCCUCCACCUCGACUGAACAAGGUGAAACCUCAACAAUGGCUGAAGUUUAUACUGACAAAGGUGAACCAUUUACUUCAACAUUGACUGAUCAAGAUGAACCCUCAACAUGGCCUGGGCCUAGUGGUACAGAGGAUACAUUUGUCCAAGCAAUUGACCAGGUUGGUAGUAGGCAGUGAACUAAAAAUACCUGGAACGCUACCUCCAAUAGGAUUGGCUUAUGAUCGGAUGAUGCCAAAUUUUACCUCCAGCCGCGCGUGUUCUACCUCCAGACACGCGCGUUUGUGUUGCGAGAUAUUCUCGCGAGACCAUUUCGGCGAAGUGACUGAAUGUUUUUUCUCGGGCGAAUGGAUCGAAAAUUGUCGUUUAUUUAGGGUUUUAAGCUAUAUUUUUGUAUUAAAAGUGUAUUUAAAACAUAUCUUGAACCCUACCUACUAAAAUUGCAAGGAAGAAAGUAGGCGAUUGGAGACAACAAGUGCAUAUUUGAAUGACUGGAACGUUUAUAUGCAGAAGAAACUUGAGAAAGAUAAGUAAUUCUUUAUCUUAACGUAUUAAAUAUAUGUUUAUAACAACUUCAUUGAUUGUUAAACAAGAUAAGUUUAUUUAAUCUGUAUCUAUCACUUUGUUUGCCUUCGUUGACGACUUGUUCUGUGUAUUUCUUGCCGAAUGUGAAUAAUCGCAACAUGAAAUACUUGUCCGCGAAAAAAACUUUCUUAAUGUCUUUAAUGUUUAUAUUUGUUGUAAAACUUACUAAAUACUCUAAUACAAAACAUAAUUAAACUGUGGUUGGUAGUUUGAUCUUGUUAGAAUACCUUUUUUCCUAACUUUCGGACGAAUAAAUUGGAAAACGAAUGAGCAAAAUAGGGAAAUUCGCACAAAUACUUAUGAUUAGACCACGGCAAGCUCCUCUCCUCGCUCAACGUUUUUCUCAAAAAAGGAAAUUUAAUUAUGAAUUCUACACAAAUAAAUUAAAAAUAUUUUACUCUAGAGUUUUGAAGGAUGUUUUUAUUGUAAAAUAUGUACUGGUAGGUGCAUUUUACGUCGUCUUAAACCAUGUUUUAGUGCAUUUUUUUACCCAGUUUUGGAAAUUUAAAAAACCCGCGUUCAUUUCCGUUACGUGAAAAGACUGGGCAUGACAACAGUGGGCAUGCCUGGGCAUGGCUUUACAUUUCCGGUUGGAGGUAUCGUUCCAGUUAUUUUUUGUUCAAUGGUAGUAGGCCGUAUUCCCUGGCCCCAAAAGUCGCUUAGAAAACGAUUUUUGUUACCCUCCUUCGGGCACUACUUUAAAUUUACAUGAAUCUAUAGAUUUUUAUACACUGAGUUCGAAUUCACUUGUUGUCACUCACACAAACCUGCAGUUUUUUUGCAUUUUACGAUCAAACAUCAACAUUUUUUAUUAAAAUUUCCGCCAUUUUGUUCAGGAAACUUCAUGUUAUAAUACAGUUAUUGUACUACCGGGUGUCCCAAAAAAAAGUACUCCGGUUUGAUUCGUAAUAACCUCCAAACAAUUAAAGAUUUUAAAGAGAAAUAACUAGCAUCAAAUAUAGGAAGGACUAACUUAGAUUUUGAUAUAUUAGAGUUGUAUUUCACUUAAAAAUUCACGGAGAUAUUAAUGUUUAAAAUCGGGAGCAUAUUUCUGGAUGUGUCUGAAAUAUGCAAAAAACGGCGUAUCAAAUAUUAAUCAACAUUUGCCCGACUGAAACGUGCACUAUUACCAGUAAAUAAAUGACAUUUGACAAAUUGUUUAUUAUGAAACAAAGUAUUAUUAUCUAUACAAAAUACAAGCAAGAUUUAUUUGUCCGAAAUCCAUGUGCAUGUUUUCCUAGCACGAAUACGUUUCCUUAUUUCAUGAGACCACGGCAUCGCGAAGGAUCGUCAUGAAUAUCCGCGUUCGUAUAGUUCUGAAUUAGGGCAUGCUGUCACAAUAGAAUUGUGAAGCUAGCUCUUCUAACUUCUUCGAAGUUCUGAAAUCUUGUUAAGAAAACUCAAACUCUUUUGCCUUUUCUUAAUCUUGUUUAUCUUGUUAAGUUCAGAAUAAACUGAGAAUGAAACACAAUCAAACCAUACAACUCCAUAAGUCAUAACAAGCAACUCCCCAGAGACAUCCAACAUUUUUGGAACAAAACGUAACAAAAUAGUAGCGUCGAUACUGUGAUGUGUAUUUGCAAAAAGCAAUAUUAUUUCCUUCAUAAUAAGAAUAUUAUUCAUCAUGCUCUAACCGAGAAAUAAUCAACUCUGUUUUUAACCCAUGAAAAACAUAAAAAAUUAGGCUAUUUAAUUUUAAAAAAAUUUAGUGGUCUUUCAUGUACCUUUAAGUUUGUAGGCUAAAGACCUAUUAAAUACUUGCAUAAUUUCGAACAUUCAUAUUUCAGGAAAUAAUGACAUGAGCUAAGACUUACAUGCAUGUUAAGAUGUCUAAAUCUACGCCAUAUCCCUUAUACAAACCCUAACGACAAUUCGUUGAAAUACAAGUUAGCCUGAUAUGUCAUAAACAAAUAAACGCUGGAGUUAUAUUUGAUAUGCCAAUUUUCGCUAAUUUUAGACACAUCCCAAAAUAUGCUCCCGAUUUUGAACAUUAAUAUCUCGGUGAAUUUUUAAGUAAAAUACAACUGUAAUAUACCAAAAUCUAAGUUAGUCCCUCCUAUAUGUAAUGCAAGUUAUUUCUGUUUGAUAGCUUUACUUGUUUAGAAGUUAUUAUAAAUCAAACAGGAGUACUUUUUUUUGGGACACUGGUAGUUCAAGUCUCUUAGCAGGGGGGUUGCACGCGGUAUUAUGCAUUUUUAUCAUUCUUCUCUGAGGAAAAUAUACAGAAAUAAAUAAAAAUAUAGAUAUGUUUCCACAAUAUUAAAGUGCGAAAGGUAAUAAUACAUGUUUGUAAAUAAUCAGGAACUAAUCUACUGUUCUUGUCAUCCAUAAAGACUCACUUGUCCUUGGUAAAGUUGUUUAUUUUAUUUAUUAUUGAAAUUAUGUACAUAAUUUUAGCCUUGCAAUGUGAAUAGGCAAUUUUCCUGGGUAUUGUCUACCUGAAAUUUUUGUCAACAAUAAAGUUUUGAAGGUUUUACCCCUCAGAGAGAUUUCAAAAUAAAUUUUAACUUUGAAACUUUCUAAUCUCCUAGGCAAGCCAGCCCAGGUAACCCGAGUUGAUUUCAUCCCAUGUUUACAAGAGACUUAUGAGGCGGGCUGGCUUGCCAAAACAGAUCAUUGGUAUCACUGCUAUAAAUAGUAUAAUAUAAUAUUUUUUACUUCUCAAAAUCUUGCCUAGACAGGCCAGCCCAGUUCCAUAUAAAUGCAAGACGAAUAUUUACUUGGUUUAAAUUACAUAGCGACGUUAGAUCUUGGCAAAGCGAGCCAGCUCGGGUAUCCGGCUGGCUUGGAUACCCCCUAAGGAAAUGAAGAAAUGUUAUUUACAUCAAUAGAUUGAUGUGAAUAGAGUAGUAUUUAAUGCCCAGCUGUUAUCCAAGAUCUAAGGCAUGGAAAAAAGAGUCUUGGCUAGGCAGCCCAACCGGGAAGAAGGUUUAUGUAACUAAUGCAUAUUCAUUUGGUAGGUAUAGUGAUGCCAGAUUACUUUAAAUUUCUAGUGCCUGCCUGGCGAAAUAUAAAUUAAUAAAUUAUCCCUUCUCCAAGUACUUGGCAAUGAGUGGCAGCUCAAAUAGGAUUAGAGCUUAUUAAGGUGAUGAUGGUGAUGAUGUAUCAUGACAAUAUGUUGUUAAACCUCAAAUGGCUCGACCAAUUCAUGUCUCUAGGUGGCAUGACUUUGAGAUUUGCUUGUGUGAAUAUAAUUUUUUGCUUAGUACCUUUGUUCCAGGAAGCCCAUGCAUAUGCUUGCCUCAACAGUGUCAUAUAAAUUGAAACAUCAUGCAAGCUUCUUGUAUUGUAGCUGUAUCAAUUGGGGCUACUGUAUGUCCUGUAUGGCCACCACUUGCUAAUGUAAAUACUUUAAUAACAAUAAGUGAUUAAAAAAAUAUGGCUAAUCUAGGCUGGGUUAACUCCAUAUAAACAGACCAAAAGUAGGCUGUCAGUCUGUCUUAGAGUGAAAGACAUCUUCCAAAAGUUUUUUUUAUAAAGCUCAAUGUCAUGAUAGCAAAACUUUUAUUAUAAUACAAGGAAAUGGAACAUACCAUAGUUAAUAGAAUAGAUGGUUUGGAAACUCAUUAGAAUAGCAAUAUAACUGAUUAUCUAUAUGUUAGUCAACGUUUACAGAGGUGUAACUUAACACUUGCCCGGGGCAAGUGAAUAUCAUGACGGGCAAGUAAACAUUUUAUCUUGCCCGAUUGGGCAAGUUGCCUCUUGCCACAAAAAGCUCGGCUUUCAUUAUCGGACAUUUUUUUAAUGGUGCACUUGAUUCAAAUUUUGUUUUUUGUGGGCCAAAGCUAGAUCUAAGGCAGUAUAACAUAGCCAUAUAGAGCAGUGGGAGAAUGAGUCGACAUGUUGCCCCCUUGAUUUAUACCCCCUGGCAAAUGAAUUUUAUUCAGGGCAACUAAUUUUCAUGUCCAAUUAACUUGCCCUGAGAGCAAGUGGUCAAAAAAGUAAAGUUACACCACUGGUUUAUUCAUAAAUCUGGUCUCUGUAUUUUUGCCUAACUAACCAAUAGCAAUGUCUUAGGAAAGUUAUCUAUCCGUGACUCAAACAAUAGGGUAAAUUAAAAAUGACAAGAAUACAAGGUGGAUUUGGCAAGAAUACAAUACACACAUGACGAUGAAGGACCAGAUUUAUGAAUAAACGUUGACUAACAUAAAUAAUGAGUUUCAGCCAAACCAUCUAUUCUAUUAACUGUGAUGGAACUCGUUAUGUGCAGAUUUAUAUGGAUGAGCUAAUUUGAUCGAGGUCAACUGCUACUAAUGGGCAAUGGUCUAUUUGUGCUAAUAAAUUAUCUAGGUGACUAGGUCUAAAAUUUUAUACUAAACUACAACAAAUAGGUCUAACAUUUAUUAAUUGACUGUAAACAACAAGUAUAUUGUGCUCCUUAUUCAUUGUUAAAUUAACAAAAAUUUGAAAGAAAAAUUGCCUAUUCACAUUGUAAGGCUAAAAUUAUGUACAUAAUUUCAGUAAUAAACAAAAUAAACAACUUUACCAAGGACAAGUCAAGUGAGUCUUUCAGUCUUUGUGGAUAAAGUGACAGUCUUUGCAAUUUCACAUCAAGGUGAGGCAAAAAAAACAAAAGUUGGUGCAAUAAAGAAUAGUAGAUUAGUUCCUGAUUAUAUACAAACAUGUAUUAUUAUCUUUUCCAUUUUAAUAUUGUGAAAAAUAUCUAUAUUUUUAUUUGUUUCUGUAUAUUUUCCUCAGAAGAAUGAUAAAAUGCGUAAUACCGCGUGCAACCCCCCCUGCUAAGAGACUUGAACUAGUACAAUAAUUGUAUAUAACAUGAAGUUUCCUGAACAAAAUGGCGGAAAUUUUAAUAAAAAAUAUCGAUGUUUGAUCAUAAAAUACAAAAAAACUGCAGGUUUGUGCGAGUGACAACAAGUGAAUUCGUACUCAGCGUAUAAAAAUCUAUAGAUUCAUGUGAAUUUAAAGUAGUGCCCGAAGGGGGGCAACAAAACUGAACGAAAAGCAGUCAGGGAAUACGGCCUAUAGUUGUAAACUAUUGUAUUUACUUAAUAUUAUUUUAUUUUAGACUAGCACACGUGAAACUGUUGAAGUUGCUUGUAAAAAUUGCACAAAGCUGAAAUAA